Molecule: messenger RNA, 1838 nt
Organism: Varroa destructor (honeybee mite)
Lineage: Eukaryota; Metazoa; Arthropoda; Arachnida; Mesostigmata; Varroidae
Product: plancitoxin-1-like
Biological process (GO): apoptotic DNA fragmentation
Molecular function (GO): deoxyribonuclease II activity
Source: RefSeq, a predicted model, not a curated record
GCCACCUUAUAACUAUCAGCAUGGAAUCUAAUUCGAUAAUAUUUGACCUAAACAAUCAUUGUUUGUGUUUAGUUUUUAUUUAGAGGUAGCUAUGAGCUUCUGACAGAACGCACUAACACGAAUGAGCUCAUCAUUACCAUUAUUCCACAGCCUACGCUGACAUUUAGACCGAAAAAGCUACAAUCUGUUAACGCUAAAAUUGUUGGCAAGCUUCGGAGGGCCGGUGAACACUAUGUCAUUUGCUUGCCGUUGUCUGAACUUGAUUGAGCAUCUAUUAAACGUAUGGGCCAUAAACAGUCGCAAGGCUACGAAAUGUUCUGGUAGUACGACUUUUUGCGUCUGUAUCUUUACGCAAACAGUCAGACGCAGCAGGGAAUAUUCCUAAGAACCUCAUGAAUCCAUUGACACUAAAAGUGACGCUGACGUUCAGCUCUGAUCGACACGUUAACAAUUGACGUCCACUGUCUCCUGUUGUAUAAAAAGGUAUUGGCUGUUCCAGUUUGUCCACUGCGCCUGCUGUCCUAUAUAGUACAGCUUAGAGUUCUUUUACGUCGCAUCGCAAUCCAAUUGAGCCGUCAAAUAGAGAUUCGUUUACAAUGACUCCUUUAGUCCUCCUGCUCCUUAGCCUGACAGCGCCUCUGGCGUUUGCGGUCCCUCAGUGCAAGAACCAACAUGGAAAGGACGUUGAGUGGUUCAUUAUUUACAAGCUUCCGAAGAUGAGAGAAAAUGGAAGGUCAACUUUCACGCCGAACGGUGGUGAGCUUGCCUACGUCGAUUCAACUAUGAAGCUUUCCACUAAAGGAUUUAGGCUGUUAAAGGCUUCUGCAUUUGAUAUGAAAGGUAACCCGUUCGCCUUGACAAUAGCUGACCUUUUCCAUGGCUUGAAACCUAAAAACUCGCUUUACGUCGUAUACAGUGAUCAGCCUCCCGACCCUUACAACGGAACCGCCAAGGGACACACAAAGGGUGUGGUUCAGUUCACCAAAGAUGGCGGCUACUGGCUGAUGCACUCUGUGCCUCGCUUUCCUCUCAAUGUUCUUUCGAAGAAAUUUGAGUACCCGGAAUCCGGUCGUGGUAACGGGCAGGUAUUUAUGUGCAUCUCCCUUGACGGUGGCCAACUCCCUAAAGUUGCUGCCGCUCUCAUCCAACAGUACCCUUACAUUUACGAGUCGGGUGCUCCCGAAAGCCUUCUUCAGGUCGAGAAUGUUACCGCAGUCAUAACGAAAAAGUUUGUUCGCCGCCCGAAGAAGCCAGUACUAGAGGGGACACUUGUGGGUGCUAGCGGAACGAAGUUUCGAAGUUUUGCCAAACACCAGGCUGCUAAUGACGAAAUUUAUUCGAAGAUCAUCGCACCUAAGCUUGGCGUUCACAUGCUUGUCGAAACAUGGCGUAAUGGUAUUGGGGGUAAACUCGGCCCCACCUGUCCACUAAGGGGUGUCACCGUGACCAACAUGGCCAAUGUCGUCAUCAAGUUCGAUAAUGGCCAGCAAGUUGUUUUCAACACGACUGAGGAUCACGCAAAAUGGGCUGUCUCAAAUGAUGUUAAAAAGCCGUGGUUUUGCAACGGGUCUCUCAACCGUAUGCUUUCCCAGUACGAGCGUGGAGGACAAGCGAUUUGUAUCUGGAAUAAACUUGUACAUCGCCUCUUUACCAACGCUGUGGAGAAAUGCCAAAUGUGCGACGGACGUCGCGCGGAACAUAAUUUCUGCAAAGAAACCGUUAACGACGGAUGAAAUGACGCAACAAAAUGAAGUCAAACUUCAGCUGGAGCUAUUUCGCAUAGCAUUCUAGCCAUCGAUGUACUGUUCUCAAUAGCAGACCAGCUCAAAAAAGGUUGA